CUUCAAUUCUGUUGACUUUUUUUUCUGCGACCCCGCUGGCGAUUAGCGAUAAGAAGCGGGAGCCAGUCCUAUCCAGGGCUAGCUUGAGGACCAUACUUUUCAGGCGACUUUAUUAAUCUUGGGAGUCCUUCAAAGUAAACAUCAGCAAUUCAACGUCCGCAAAAUGGCCAGAGACGACGGAGAGACAAGCCCCAAGCGGCGCAAGUUAGACUUCAACCCCUUGCGCUCUGACGACAGAUUCGCUGUUCCUGCCAGACCUGCGACGAAUCGCAAUGGACCUCCUAGAUCAAGUGCAUCUCGGUCCCAAAGCCGCACAGGCAAUGGCUCGAGAUCUUCAACUCCACGCUCGCAGUCGCGAUACCCCGCCACGCCUCGUCAACAAGAGUUCGAUGGACCUGAGCCAUCUGUGAGCGAUGAAGCCUCUAAGGCACUCGACAGAGACUGGUACGCCGGAGACGAGUUUGGACACGUUUUUGGGGAGGAUGAACACAACCCUUUCGCGAGUUAUGAUAACUCAUGGGCCGACCAGCAGCAGGAGGCAGCCCUGGUAGAGAAAAAGACAGGGAAACGAAUGAGUGCUCGCGCAACUCAAAAACAGAAAGAUGUUGAUGCUUGGGAAACAAAUCGAAUGCUUACAUCGGGAGUGGCACAACGAAGAGACAUGGGAGAAGAUUUCGAGGAUGAUGAGGAAGCAACUAGAGUGCACUUACUGGUCCACGAUCUCAAGCCUCCGUUCUUGGACGGAAGAACAGUUUUCUCAAAGCAGUUGGAACCAGUCCCAGCAGUGCGCGACAAUCAGAGUGACAUGGCAGUAUUCAGUCGAAAGGGUAGUAAGGUGGUGAAAGAAAAGCGACAACAGAAGGAGAGGCAAAAGCAAGCUCAAGAGGCAACAAAGAUGGCUGGUACUGCUUUGGGAAAUCUCAUGGGUGUCAAGGAGGAGGAAGGCGACAGCGCAGCGCCUGUCCUAGGGGAAGAAGAACAUCAGGGAAACAGCAAAUUCGGUCAACAUAUGAAGAAGAACGAAGGAGCAAGUAACUUCAGUCAAAGCAAAUCGCUGAAGGAACAGAGAGAGUUUCUGCCUGCGUUUGCUGUGCGAGAAGACCUGCUGAGAGUGAUCAGAGAUAACCAGGUUGUCAUCGUGGUCGGUGAGACUGGUUCGGGAAAAACAACUCAACUUACACAGUUUCUGUACGAAGACGGGUACGCCAGGCUGGGGAUGAUUGGAUGUACCCAGCCCCGAAGAGUGGCAGCUAUGAGUGUAGCCAAGCGAGUUAGCGAAGAGAUGGAAUGCAAACUUGGUGGCACGGUUGGCUAUGCAAUUCGUUUUGAGGAUUGCACAAGCAGGGAAACUGCCAUCAAAUAUAUGACUGAUGGUGUGCUCUUGAGAGAGUCUCUCAAUGAGCCUGAUCUUGAUCGUUACUCGUGUGUUAUCAUGGACGAGGCUCACGAAAGAGCCCUGAACACUGAUGUUCUUAUGGGGCUAUUCAAGAAGGUGUUAGCCCGUCGAAGGGACCUCAAGCUUAUUGUGACAUCUGCAACGAUGAACUCAAAACGGUUCUCGGAUUUCUAUGGUGGAGCUCCCGAGUUUUUUAUUCCUGGACGAACCUUUCCGGUCGACAUCAUGUACCAUCGAUCGCCAGUCGAAGACUACGUUGACCAAGCAGUCCAACAGGUUCUUGCUAUUCAUGUGUCACAAGGAGCUGGUGAUAUCUUGGUCUUCAUGACUGGGCAGGAGGAUAUCGAAGUAACCUGUGAAUUGGUUCAAGAGCGUCUCAAUGCUCUCAAUGACCCACCAAAGCUAAGUAUCUUACCAAUCUACAGUCAAAUGCCUGCGGAUCUCCAAGCAAAGAUCUUUGACAAAGCUGCCCCAGGUGUCAGAAAGGUCAUUGUGGCAACAAAUAUUGCCGAGACGAGUUUGACUGUGGAUGGAAUUAUGUACGUGGUUGAUGCUGGUUACUCUAAACUUAAGGUCUACAACCCGAGAAUGGGCAUGGACACAUUGCAAAUCACACCCAUUUCGCAAGCCAAUGCAUCUCAACGAGCUGGUCGGGCUGGUCGUACAGGACCUGGAAAAGCGUAUCAUCUUUUCACUGAAGCAGCAUUCAAAGAUGAGAUGUAUAUCCAGACAAUCCCUGAGAUUCAGCGGACCAAUCUCGCCAAUACUGUUCUGCUCUUGAAGUCUUUAGGAGUGAAAGACCUGUUAGACUUCGACUUUAUGGACCCUCCCCCUCAGGACACGAUCACAACAUCUCUAUUUGAUUUAUGGGCGCUUGGAGCUCUGGAUAACAUUGGAGACCUUACCGAAAUUGGUUCAAAGAUGACAGCUUUUCCUAUGGAUCCAUCGCUCGCCAAGCUUCUAAUCACAUCAGAGGAUUACGGCUGUAGCGAAGAGAUGCUGACGAUCGUGUCCGUACUUUCAGUUCCCAGUGUGUUUUACAGACCCAAAGAACGCCAAGAAGAAUCAGAUGCUGCUCGUGAGAAAUUCUUCGUUCCGGAGUCCGAUCAUUUGACGUAUCUACACGUUUAUUCACAGUGGAAGUCGAACGGGUAUUCUGAUGCCUGGUGUACUCGUCACUUCUUGCAUCCCAAAUCGCUUCGCCGUGCAAAAGAAAUCAGAGAGCAACUGUUGGAUAUCAUGAAGAUGCAGAAAAUGGCCAUGAUCAGCUGUGGUACCGAUUGGGAUGUCAUCAGAAAGUGUAUCUGCUCUGGGUACUAUCAUCAGGCCGCCAAGGUCAAAGGCAUUGGGGAAUAUGUUAACCUAAGAACGAGUGUGACUGUCCAACUGCAUCCCACGAGCGCCCUUUAUGGCUUGGGGUAUCUUCCUGAUUAUGUUGUCUAUCACGAGCUCAUCUUGACGUCGAAAGAAUACAUGUCAACCGUAACAUCAGUUGACCCCAAAUGGCUUGCUGAACUGGGAGGUGUAUUCUAUUCAGUCAAGGAGAAGGGGUACUCAGCACGAGAGAAACGAGUUACUGAAACCGAAUUCAACAAGAAGAUGGAGAUUGAGGCAAAGAUGGCCGAGGACAAGCUCAGAGAGCAGAAGAGACUGGAGAAUGAGACCAUGAAAACGGCCAAGAAGCCGAUCGGUACAGUUGUGAAGAAGGUUGCCUCACAAGGUGCUGUCAAACGGCCUGUUGGGAAGCGGCCAGGUCGCGGAUUUUGAAGUUGCAUAUAUAAAAUAGACCUGGCGGUCUCGUUGUUCAAAGGAGACUUGGAUGAUUUCCUCGCCAAUCAACUAGUCAAAAUAAAUA
Cadophora gregata is the source of this 3251-nucleotide messenger RNA. RefSeq names its product DEAH-box RNA helicase prp16 (gene PRP16). NCBI's taxonomy places the organism in Eukaryota, Fungi, Ascomycota, Leotiomycetes, Helotiales, Ploettnerulaceae. The record is from RefSeq and is a predicted model, not a curated record. Gene Ontology annotation, biological process: mRNA splicing, via spliceosome. Gene Ontology annotation, molecular function: ATP binding; RNA binding. Gene Ontology annotation, cellular component: intracellular anatomical structure; spliceosomal complex. Bases 164 to 3163 code for a protein of 999 amino acids. The transcript has a single exon.